CCUUGGUAUGAUGAGAUGAGCUGGGCCCGUCCGUCACCAAAGCUCGAUCUCCAUUUCCUGGAUCUCAAAUAAUCUUUGACCAUCCGUGACCAUCCCUACUUCCUCUUCAACCCUGUUGAUCUUCAUACCUUCGGUGUGAAGCACUCUCAAAACUCUUUGUGGUGCGCAAUGGGGGACAUUAUCGCCACAAAUCGACGUCAAGCAGCGUCCCGAUAGCAAUCCAAGCCACCUGCGACAUCUUUUCGUUGCGCCCGAACCACCCGCGCAGAGAGUCUCGAGGUCGAAAACUGUCAACACCACAACCGCCAACAUGAGUCUCUUCCAUCGGCGAAGCAGGUCGCAGUCGGCCUCGCGGCCCCAGACUCCUGCUUCCGCAUCUGCCCAUAUGGCUGCGUCUCAGGCCUUCCUAGCCAACAGAGUCUCGCAGGGUAAUCUGUCAGCUUCCGCUGCUGCUGCUGCCCUCAGGAACUUGUCCCCUACGCCUACCCCGAUCGAUCAGCUUCAGACGAAGCGCAUGAUUCAAAGGCAAGCCUCUCUUUCACAACUUUCUACUGGGUCUGGUCGAGGAAGAUCAAGAGGCGGUCUACAACGGCAACAAAGUGCCAGUUCCAUGACUGAGAGGACGUUUAGAACUCCCUCGCCGUCCCCUUCGAGACAACCUACCCGGCCUGAACCUGCAUUGGCGCCUCCGCUGCCAAACAUACCGCAACAGUACACUACUAGUCCGGUGGUGCCAGCAAAGAAGAAGAAGCGCGCUUCCAGUCAAGGCGCUCCUCCGCCUCGAGUGUUGUCGCCUCCCCCGACUGGACCGACAAAUCGAGGCCAGAGCCUGGAUCGCUAUGGUGUUUCUCAGCCGGUGGCAGCAACCCAGAAGAGCAGUCACUUACCAAAGGUGCCUGAGCUUGAGCGUACUGACAGCCGGAACUCUGUCAAUUUUUCCAGGCCUCUAUCACCUCGACCGCAAUCGCCUCUCCCUGAAUCACCAAUAAUAGCAAAUGGGGAUAGAUCCAUGAGGAAACCGGCCGUUGCACCAAUCUCUCCCACGCGGGUCGAGCAAAUCCAGUAUGGCCUUGAAGAGACCGCCAAUCAACCCGUCAAGAAGAAGAAAAAGAAGGCUGUUCCUGAAUCAUCCGAGGGCAGUCAUCUCCACAGCGGAACAAUGGGAAGCAAGCCCGUGGUGCAUCCUCUUGAACCGGAACCUGAGCCACAUGGGAGGCCAGAGGCUCAAUACAGAGAUGAACAAGAGCCGCAAGUCCGGAGGAAAAAGAAGAAAGCAGUGCUCUCUGGAGAAAGUACCCAUUUUCCCGCCUCCGACGCGUCAUCUCGAACCGACUCUGAUUCAGAUUCAAAUGCCGAAAAGACAAGAGAUCGACGCGCUCAAAGAGCGUCUGGCGUGUUGGCAAAACAACCCUCUAUUGUGCGGGAAGACUGGGAGGGAGAACAGCACGAGGAAGCAGGAAGGGCGAGUCCAUCGCAAGUCCACUCACCCACGGAGCAAGAGCUAGGCGCCGUUCACGAUGCUACACCACUGCAAAAUAAACGUGCAAUCAACACUGCCAAUGUAUCGAGGAAGAUUGAAGAACCACUUCCGCCCACAAAACCAAUCAACCAGGCAGUCCCAACAGAGGCCCAUGCAAACAGCCAGCCCCCGCAGCCACAAUCUGCACCUGCAGUCUCAGCUAACCUUCAGGUCACGGAGCCUCGCACGGUGAGGGAGACAUCUCUGAGCCCUUCGAGGUCCACGAGAUUCUCAGAUAGGCUGUCUUCGGACCUUGCAGCUGGACGCAAACAUGAACCACUUCCUCGGUCCGUUUCGCCUGCAAAAUCUGCGCUCAAACAUCACUCGCCCAGCGGUGGUGACCUGCAUCAGCCUCGCGUUCGGGGUUCUAGUGUCACUCCGAGCGAGUCAUCCGACGUUUCCAGCGCUUCCGCAGAGGGGCCUGCGAGACGGAAAAAAUCCGUGCGAGUAAGCUUCGAUGCACAGCCCGAGAUCGUGGGUACCUCCGACGGCGUUCAAAGUUCGGAUAGUCCAAGCAAGGAAAAGAAGUCAUGGCUGGGCGCUGGGAAGAGUAAACCAACACUGAAUACCAUCCCUUCGAAUGACGACAUGGAAGAGUUGCUGAAGCCACGUCCCCAACUUCCUUCCUUUGGCAGCGUACGGGGUCAGAAGUCCCGCGAUGCGAACGACGCCAAUGCGCCUCAGGUGUCGAGAUCCCCACCAGCAUCGGUGUCGACGACAACAAGCACGCCGUCCUUACGAUCUACCGCAUCUUCGGUAAAUACCUAUCCUUCUACAGGAAUUUCCAGCGACCAUGCUGUUGGAGCGAUUCUAUCACAAGAAGCGCAAAAGAAAAGCAGGGAUCAUUCCAACGAGCCAUUACCGCCAGAGGUAACGUCCGUACAAGGCACGAUUUCUUUCUCUGACUCCGAGAGUGACACCUCAGAGACCGAAGAAGCACCACAGUCCGUUCCUGUAGAGAACGUUCCAAUGACUGAGAAACCCGUCGCAAUCCCUGAGCCGAUGCCGAGUAUUAAUCACCGGGUCACAACGGCGGACACCCCCCCUAUGCAAGCGGAGAUGCCGGCCGAAUUGCCGGUGGUGUCCAUCUCGCCUCCUACUCCCAAGGCAGACGAUCAAUGGCAGGUCGAUUUACCAGGAGGAUUUCCAGUGUCUCGCGAUGCACUUGCGCAACUGGAGGAAUCACAGAAAGACGACUCCAGUCAGCCUGGCCUAGGCAUCGGUAGCACUACCGACAGCGAGUCGGACAACGAGAGCAUCUACAGUGAUGCUGCAGAGGAUCCUGCUGAGCUUGACGGCACUGGCUUCGGCUCUAUAGACGCAAUUGUGGUUAGCCCAAUGGCGCCAACUGUGCCAACGCGCAUCACACCUCCUGACAGCCCGCUUGCCCGCGCACCAGAACCGCGACCUCAGCCGCCGGUUUCUGCGGGUUCAUGGGAACAGACUCAGGCGCGUUGGCGUGAUUUGGCAGAGCAGACGAGGAAAGCUCCAUCUCAACCAUCAGAGGCGACAGAAUCAGCCCAGCCAGCCCGGCCGGAAGCCAUGGCGGUGGAACCUGCACUUGACCAGCCAGCACCGCAGCAGCAGCCUGUACAAGCCAUGGCAGCGCCCGUAUCUGCGCCAAACCCCAGGAAGAAGAAGACGCCGGCUGCUAUUGCUGCUGCGGCCUCCGUCCCAGCCGCUGUCAUUACUGAACAGGGAUUGCCUGGCUCUCGGCCUCGCAAGAAGAAGCAGCCUGCAUACUCGAAAGUUGAUCAAGGAACAGCCGGGGCGAGCGCCGCCUCUGCUGGACCGUUGAGACAAUCGAUGAGGACGACCGCUCCAGCAGAAGCAGAGCCGACAAUGCGGAAGUCGAUGCGCAACCGCAAUUCCAUGCCUGCUACGGCCACCGCUCCUCAACAACAAUAUUUGCAUCAAGCUUCUAUGAGAACUCCUACUCAGCCGCGAGCGGCUCUACAGAAGAAGCACAUACCUCCCGCUCCACUUUCCACUUCUGCGGCAGCCUCUGCAGUGUCUCCGCGGACGGCGCCCGCUCCACCUGUGGCAACGAACGAUAGUGAUUCAGAAAGCUCAUUCAAGAAGGCUCGCCGAAGUAAAUCCUCAACGGGAGGCCAGUAUACCAUGCGUCGAAGUAUGAGAGGCGCCCCAGAUCCCACAUUGCGAGGCGAAGGACGAAAUGGAGUCCGGUCCGUUUCACCUGCGGGCCGACGACCGUUCUCUCCUCCAGGAGGACAACGCACCAUGCGGGCGUCGAUGAGAGGUUCUGUCGACAGCUCGGUCCCUACACUGCGAGGAUCGACCGACGCUAAGCGAUCGUCGUCCUUGUUUGGCCGUAGACAGGGCAGUGUGCCCCCAUUGCCUCCUGCUGCAGCAUCAAAACACCAGUCUCGGUUUGUGGAUUCUGACGAUGAGGAGACGGCACCACGGGCUAAGAAAUGGCGUUCGCGCUUUGGUGAUGACAGUGAUGAUGAGAGCGAUUUGACGCCUGUCCGCGGUAUCCCACGACGAACAGGGGACGGUGACUCCACGGAUCUGGAAGAUAGCUCAGACGAGGAGAAGCCGCGUACGCCGGUGCAGCCAGCUAGGCUUCAGAUUCCACAAAGCACGAUGACACCUGCGGGCGCAGAACCUAUGUCACCAAAUACUGAAAAGAAACGAGGUCUAUUUGGCCGACUGCGAGGCAAGAAACAAAAGGACGCAGCACCUUCCCCCAUGGUCGAGUCUCCGCAAGCACCACCACCCACCGACUUAUCCAAGCCUUCCAACCUAGGCUUCUCAUCCAAAGCUGAAAGAGACCGAGUAAUUGAGCAGACUCGUGCUCGCUUAGAAGCAGCUCAACAACCGCAACCAACACAUCAGCCGCACAAUAAGCUCCAACGACGGCACACUCCUCAACGGGUUAUGAGUGAUUCUUGGCCUUUACCUCCAAAGAUAUCGGACAAUAUGAACGAUCGACCCAACACAGCCGACGGGGCGACAAUGCGAAAUGGCUCAGCCCGGCUGAACCAAGGGAGCAUGCGGACCAGAGACGUACCAAUGGAACCAGUCGGGCGAAGUGGGAAGAAGAAGAGGUUUCCAAUGUUGCGAAAAGCCUUUGGGUUGAAAGAUUGAGUUCUUGCAUCCUCGACUGAGUGAGAACAUUCCUUCUGCGUGAGUUUUGUUUGACCCCUGAGGCACCAACUUACGAGGUCUUCCCUUGUGUUUCUCUCUUGAUAUGUUUUAUUGGAUCAACACGGAAUGUACGAGUGGGAGGAAAAAGGCAAUGCUACAAAGUGGUGGUUUCCGGACAAGCAAGAAAUACUAGCGGGUUAGCUGAUUUGGCGGAAAUACAGUACAUAUUGAAGCACAUAAUCCUGCAAAGGAUGGUGCGUAGUAUUUAAUUUAAUAAUAAGCUGUGUCAACGGGAUCAAGA
Messenger RNA from Exophiala xenobiotica, 4931 nucleotides. RefSeq lists its product as uncharacterized. The record is from RefSeq and is a predicted model, not a curated record. Bases 311 to 4630 code for a protein of 1439 amino acids. The transcript is spliced from 2 exons. NCBI's taxonomy places the organism in Eukaryota, Fungi, Ascomycota, Eurotiomycetes, Chaetothyriales, Herpotrichiellaceae.